Molecule: messenger RNA, 9897 nt
Organism: Lytechinus pictus (painted urchin)
Lineage: Eukaryota; Metazoa; Echinodermata; Echinoidea; Temnopleuroida; Toxopneustidae
Product: cholinesterase 2-like
Exons: 8
Coding region: 202-1995 (597 amino acids)
Molecular function (GO): cholinesterase activity
Source: RefSeq, a predicted model, not a curated record
AUUCGUAAAUGGAUAAGGAUAGAGUAUCUAACUGCAAAGUGAUUUUUCAUUCACUUUACAAACAUGCAGAAGUUAAAGUCUUCUUGAACUUGUGUGUUUUCCCAUAGUUCAUUAGCGUAUAUGGGAUAUACAGUUAAAUAGUUUCGACGUCCUUAACUAUCCAGACAAGUUGAAACCGACAUUGAAGACAACAGGAAGGUGAUGAUGAUUCGUUACAAUACUGUAUUUUUCUCUCUUUGCGUUCAAUUUCUUGUGGGACUACACGCAUUUCAACCUGUUGCUUGCAACGAGAAUUGCAAAGCUCCAACGAUCAAUGCCGGAUCUAGCACCAUCGAGGGAUCUUGUUCAACGUUCCAUGCCAAUGAACUUGGAGUUGACCGCCAAGUGGCAUCUUACCGUGGUCUUCGCUAUGCAAAGCCUCCUGUGGGACGCCGACGAUUCACUCCUCCAGAAUUGCAGGAUUUGGACUUGAAAGUAGAUGGAAAUUCGGGUGGACCAAGUUGUCCACAGGGACUUCAUCCAGUAUACAACACCGAGUCUGGCAGUGACGAGGAUUGCCUCUUUCUUGAUGUUUUUGUGCCUCUGCCACAAAGGGAUGUGCCCCUCGCUGUGCUGGUAUGGCUUCAUGGAGGUGGUUUCAUGUAUGGCGCUGGAACAGUUCCAAUGUUAUCUCCCCUCCCAUUGGUCGCUUUAGGUGACGUCAUAGUGGUAACCAUAAACUACCGUUUAGGAGCUCUUGGAUAUCUAACCACGGGGGACAAUAUCAUACCACCAAAUCUCGGUGUUAUGGACCAAAUAACAGCCUUGAAUUGGAUUAGGAAAUACAUAUCAGCAUUUGGAGGUGAUCCAAAUCGAGUGUCUCUCUUUGGUGAUAGCGCGGGAUCAGCAAGCAUUCAUAUCCAUAUCAUGUCUCCAUUGUCGUCUGGUCUAUUUCAUCGAGCAAUCAUGCAGAGCGGAGCAUCAACAUCAUCAUGGGCAAGGUCUCCCGACCUAGCAACAGCACGAAACAGAGCUCAGACCCUAGGUCGACUGGUGGGGUGUGGUGAAGUUCCAUCUUCUGCACAACUUUUAGAAUGUCUCGAGCAAAUUCCUGCAUAUGAAAUUGUUGCUAUGCAGCAACGAGUGUUAGCUGACACGGGAGAUUCGGCUGAUAUCGCAUUCCUCCCCGUAAUCGAUCAUGUAGUCAUCCCUGAUACUCCGGACAUCGUUGGCAAAAUGGGUUCGUACAACAAUGUUAGCCUCAUCGUUGGGGCUAACGCAGAUGAGGGGAUGAUGACCAUGAUGAAGCUGUUUCCAAAGGCGAUUACGACACCCACAGUCACUCGUCAAGAGCUGCGGCAUUACAUGUCGACCGUUAUCAAGGUGGAGGAUUCCAUCCUUCAAGACCUGAUCGAACUGGUAUACGAUGUGGACGAACAUGAAAGCCCUUCACAUACGAAUAGGAUGUACAGUGAUCGAGGCCAAAAUAAAGACGAGUACUUAACUGAGUUAAUGAAUGAUGGAAUGUUGAACGUGUUUGAUAAGCUCAAUGACAUCGUCGGCGAUAUGACCAUGUUUUGUCCUACCAUCGCUGUGGCAGAUUUUGCAGCCGAUGCGGGAUUGAAAGUAUAUCGUUAUCAUAUGACUCACAGACCCAGCCAGUCAUUUUGGCGUCCCAUAACUUGGACCCGUGUUAACCAUGGUGAGAAUCUUCUCUUUGUAUUUGGGGUACACUUCCUACCCCAUCUUAAUUGGACCUUAACACCAGAAGAAGUAAAUAUGACGUCACGCAUCAUCCAGUAUUGGACCAACUUCGCCUCUUCGGGAGACCCGAAUCAAAAUGAAGACAGUCCAUGGCUGAUGAACGACUUACCAGAUUGGCCGCUCUACGAUCCUAUCACAACAGAUCUCUCUAAGAACAUUUCACCAGCAAUGACAGAUGAUUCCGCUUUCAAAUCUAGAGAAUGUAGAUUUUGGAAUAUGAUAUUCGCGCGUUUACAAACUCGUCUUCGAUGACAUCAUUAUUAUUAUCAUUAUCGUUAUUAUCAUUAUUAUUAUUAGUAGUAGAAUAAGAAGUAGUAGUAGUUACAAGUAGUAGUAGUAGUAGUAGUGUAAUUAUUAUUUGUUCGGCGUCACCUGUGCCUGGGAGGCGAAAAGCGAGCUGACUCACUGACCCGCAGGUCUCUCCUACCGAUAUAAAUCUAUAUAUAACUAAAUGGGGGAGUGCAGGUGGACCACUACACCUGGCUUUCCCCCUACUCUUAUACGAAUAGUGCAGUGGGUUAUUAACGAGCAAAUGUGAUGACUCUCCUCUACACGGGGCUUCAAUUCAGUGGCGUAGCUACGGGGGGGCAUGGGGGGGCACGUGCCCCCCCUGAGAUUUGGUGUGCCCCCCCAGGUGCCCCCCCUGAAAAAAAUUGGCAGAGCAAAAAAAAAAAGGGAGAAAGAAGAAAAGAAAAAAAGAAAAAAGAAGAAAGACAGAAGAACAAAAAGGAAGAGGAAGACGAGUGAAUGAAAUAAUGUGAGGGGAAGACUUGCAAAAAAAAAAUCUUUCAUGUUACCAUAUAAAAUUUUUGCUUGCGCUUCGCGCCAGAAUUGCCUGUUCGAUGAGAUUCAUAUCUUGCUCAAUAGGCUGAUAUGGAGCAAGUUUUGAAGUCUAUAUACAAAACAUAUUUUAGCUCGGACAUCGAGCUUUCAUUAUUUUUUUCAUUUACAAAUUUAAGUGCUCUGUAAAAUGUUUGUUUUUAUGGUCUACAUAUCAGCAUUUUAAGCUCACGCUGCGUGGUCACAUUGUUUGAUUUGCCAAGUUCAUAUUGUCUAGGUGUAUUCCAUAAUGUUCCAUUAAACAAAUGUAUUCAGAAUGCCCAGAUUCUAGGUCUAAAUCUAAAACAUGCGCGAUGGCCUGCAUGUUCUUUAUUUAAAAUGUACUUAAAUUAUCCAGUUUCACGUCAGAAUAUCAAUAAUUGUCUGCUCACGCUUCAUGAUCGCAUUAUUAAUGAUACCCAAUUAACUAUAUCCUAUUUAUGAUUUACAAAAUAUGAAUAGAGUGUCCCGCUUUUAGGUCUGAAAUCUAAAUUUUCUACCUCUCGCGCUUCGCGCUCGCAUCAAUUGUUUAGUUACAUACCUAUCCCAUUUAUUAAUACAAAAAGUGCUUAGAAUGACCAUUUUUAGGUCGGAAUGUUAAAAAAAUUUGCUCGCGCUUCGCGCUCGCAUUAUCGAAAUAUAUACCGUCUUCGUGGGUAACUGUAAGCAGUCCUUAACAGGUCCCUUUUCGAUAAUGCUAGAACAGGUAAUAAAAAAUUCUGCUCGCGCUUGGCGUUCGCAGUAACCAUCUAGUUACAUACGAAUCUUGUUCAGGAUCACACAUAACAUUGUCCAGAAUAUUAAAUUUUCAGGACAAAAUACAUAAAAAGUUAUUUAAAAAAAUCGCUCGCGCUUCGCGCUCGCACUUUGUAUAAGGCUUAUUUCAUGUUAAUGUUGUUUUAUAAGAAUAAAACUAAGAAGUGACUGAUCGGGGAAAAUAUAGGUGAAGAUAAUUUCGGGCACCGUCCCCUAUUGGCGAAAGUCGGAUCCGCCCUUGUGACACAUACACACACACACCGAAAAAAUGGUGCCCCCCCUGAAAAAGCAAGGACCCCCCAGUGCCCCCCCAGGAAAAAAAUCCUAGCUACGCCACUGCUUCAAUUUAAUAGACGGGUCAAUAUACGACCAAAAAUAGCCUUACCCGGAACAAAUUGCAACAAAUGAUUUUUCAACGGUAUUUUGUACUAUUUGACCUCAGGAAUAACAUACUAAAAAUCUACCAAAAUCCGCAUCCGGGAAAGUGGUUAUUUUCAAGAUGGCGUCCAAAAUGGCCGCCAUUCACUGAAAAUGGAUACAACUGACACAUUAUCCACCCUAGAAUACUAUUUCGGUUCAUAUUCCAUGGUCUGGGGUACAAACAUUGAUUUAGGCUAGGAUGCAUUAUGAGCCCUCCAGUGUACCAGGCAAAUCCAAGAUGGCGCCCAAAAUGGCUGCCGUAGGCUGAAAAUCCACAAUUAAUCUAAAUUAGUUUUUUAUUUAAUGGUUUUAAAGGUGAAAUAGUACAUUGAAACAAGUUACAAGGACAGCCAGUGGUCGAGUGUGUCCAAAAAUCCAAGAAGGCUUCCAAAAAAUGAGUUUAAAAUGGCUGUUGAUAAUUAAAAUGGACAUAGUUCAUUUUAUAUCCGCCUGGGACAUAAUGAUUUUGGUGUCUAGACCAUGAUUUCAAUGGUCAAAUAAGACAUUGGGAUAAGUUACAAGGACAGUCAGUGGAGUAGUAUGUUCAAAAAUCCAAGAUGGCUUCCAAAAGUGGAGUCGAAAAUUGCUGUUGCUACUUAAAAAAACCCGACAUAGUUUGCUCAAUGUCCAGAAAUAUGAUUUUUGUGUCUAUACCAUGGUUAAAUGGGUCAAAUAAUACAUUGGGGCAAGUUACAAGGAAAGUCAGUGGUCUGGUAUGUGCAAAAAUCCUAGAUGGAUUCUAAAAAUUGAUUCUGAAACGGCUGCUAAUACUUAAAGCGGACAAAGCUCAUUUCAUUUUGGCCUGGAUAUGUGAUUUUGAUGUAUAAACCACUGGUUUCAAGGGUCAAAUAAUAUAUUAGGAUAAGUUACAAGGACAGUCAAUGCUAUGGUAUGUCCAAAAAUCGAAGAUGGCGUCCAAAAAUGGUAUUAGAAAUAUGCUGCUGAUACUUAAAGCGGAUCAAGCUCCUUUCAUAUCGGCCUGGAAAUGUGAUUUUGGUGUCUAAACCACUAGUUUCAAGGAUCAAUUAAUACGUUAGGGCAAGUUACAAGGAAAGUCAGUGGCCUGGUCGGUCAAAAAAUCUAAGUUGGCUUCCAAAAAUUGAUUCUAAAUUGACUGCUGCUACUUAAAGCGGACAUAGCUUAUUUCAUAUCGGCAUGGGAGAUGCAAUUUUGGUAUCUAAACCACUGGUUUAAGGGCCAAAAUAAUACAUUAAGACAGGUUUUAAGGCCAGUCAGUGGUCUGGUAUGACCAAAAAUCCAAUAUGGCUUCCAAAACUUGAUUCUUAAAUGGCUGUUGAUACUUUAAAGUGGCAUAGCUCAUUUUCAAUCCGCUGUGAGAUAUGAUUUCGGUGUCUAAACUAUGGUUUCAAGGGUCAAAUUAUAUAAAUGGACAAGACAAUGGCAGUCAGUGGUCUAGUAUGUCAAAAAUUACAAGAUGGCUUCCAAAAAUGGAGUAAAAAUAUGUCUGAUGUUACUUAUAAAAGGACAUAGUUUGUUUAAUAUCUGUCUGGGGAAUAUGAGUUUGGUGUUAAACACAUUGUUUAGAAGGGUCAAGUAAUACACUAGGGUAAGUUACAAGACCAGUCAGUUGUCUGUUUAAAAAAAAAAUCCAAGAUUACUUCAAAAAAUGGGGUGUAAAUUGACUGUUGCUACUUAAAAGUAUGCAUAGUUCAUUAUAAAUACACCUUGGAGGUAUGAUUUUGCUGUCUAUACUAGAGUUUACAGGGUCAAGCAAUACCUUGGGUUAAGUUGAAAGGACAGUCAGGUGUCAGGUAUGUCCAAAAAUCAAAGAUGGAUUUAAAAAUAGGGGUCUUAAAUGACUGCUGUUACUUAAAAGUGGAUGUAGAACAUUAUAAAUACACCAUGGGGAUAUUAUUUUGGUGUCUACACUAGGGUUUCAAGGGCCAAACAAUACUUUGGGACUGGUUACCAUGAUAUGCAGCUAUCCAUUUUGCCUUAAAAUCCAAGUUGGCUUAAAAAAUGGGUUCUAAAGUGACUACUGUUACAUAAAAUAUCUACCUGUUAGAAAUAAUCUUGGUGCCUACACUUAAAUGCAUGGGGACAAGUUAUCAUAUUGUUUAAUGAGUUGGUAACAGCACCCAUUUUGAUGAAAUUUUAGAAUCCAUCAUGGAUUAUUUGACAAAAUGGAGUACUAACCAUCCUGUUUACUUGUCCGAAUGUAUCAUUUGACCCUUCAUACCACAAUUUGGACACCAACAUUAUUUCUUGCAGAUGAAUAUUGUAGAACUCUGACCACUAUUGAAUGAUAUGAGUCGUUUUAGAUUCCUUUAAAAACCCUCUUGUGUUUUAGGCGAACUGGACAACUGCAUAUCAAUGUAACCAGUCCAAACGUAUUAUUUUAACCAUGAAACCAUAGUGUGGACACCGAAAUCAUAUCUCCUAGGUGGAUUUUAAAUGAACUAUGUCCAUUUUAAAAGUAACAGCAGUCAUUUAGACUCCGAUUUUUGGAAGCCAUCUUGUAUUUUCGACAUACUGGACCACUGACUGUCCUUGUAACUAAUUUUCUGCCUUUUGAAACCAUGAUAUAGGCAACAAAAUCAUAUGCCCUUGACGAAUAAAACAUGAACUAUGUCCAUUUUUAAAUACCAUCGCGGCUAAUUGAUACUAUUUUUUAAGCCACCGUGGACUUUUGGACAUACUUGACCACCAAUCGUUCUUGUAACUUAUCCCAAUUUAUUAUUUGACCCAUUUAACCAUGGUAUAGGCACAAAAAUCAUAUUCCCGAAUAUUGAACAAACUUUGUUGGGUUUUUUUAAAGUAGCAACAGCAUUUUUUACUCCAUUUUUUGGAAGCCAUCUUGGAUUUUUGAACAUACUGGACCACUGACUGUCCUUGUAACUUGUCCCAAUGUAUUAUUUGACAAUUGAAACCAUGGUCUAGACACCAAAAUCAUAUCUCUCAGGUUGAUGUGAUAUGUUGUCUGGCUGUCCUUGUAACUUGUAACUUGUCCCGACGUACUACUUCAUCAUUAAAAACAAUCGGAUGGAAACCAAAUUAAAGCCACUUAAGUAAGUAAUAGAUGAAUUGUGGAGUUUUUAAGACUACGGCAUCCAUUUUGGGCGCCAUCUUGGAUUUUCCUGGUACCCUGGAGUGCUAAUAUUCACUCUAACUUGUAUAAAUAAAUUCUUUUACCCAUUGGACCAUGGAAUAUGAACCCAAAUAUGAUUCUAGGGUGGAUAAUGAGUGAGUUAUAUCAAUUUUUAGUGAAUGGCGGCCAUCUUGGAUGACAUCUUAAAAAUAACCACUUUCCCGGAUGCGGAUUUUGGUAGAUUUUUAGUAUGUUAUUCCUGAGGUCAAAUAGUACAAAAUACCGUUGAAAAAUCAUUUGUUGCAAUUUGUUCCGGGUCAAACCAUAUAUUGACCCGUCUAUAAUGUCAUAUUCGAGGAACGGAGUGUUUUCCACUGUAACAUAGCCUGCAUCUAUGGAACAUAGGAGAAAGCCGGGAAAACAUUGUUUUGUACAACAUUGCUCUGUUUAUCAUUUUAAUGAAAGCAUUGACGUUAACAAAUUGCUAGCUGGACACCCGGAAUGAACAAAUAUACGAUUUGGAUAUUAAAAUGAAUGAUUUCUAUAACAUUUCCUAUCCCCAUGGUACAAGUAGUAUAGUAUUUCAAUGUACAAUCAGGACUGGGCUAUUUGAUCUCGACCGCCGUUUGCGCGAUCGCGCCGAAAUUUGGCACGCACAUUCUUUACCACAUAAACUACAAGCUAGUAUUUAAAAAAUCUGAAAAUAAUAUUGUGUUAUUUAUUAUGGAUAAAAUAUGCAAAUUUAUUCAUGAAAAACAUUAUUUGCAUAUUUAACACCCAAUUUCACUUCAAUUUUUCUUCUUUUUUUGCAUAUGUCAUCUUUGUAAUCCAAUUUAAAGAUUUCCACAAAGAAAAAUUACGAAAGCCAAUUUUUUUCCUUAUAAUAAUAAUAAUAAUAUAGGAUAUUUAUAUUGCGCACAUAUCCACCUUGUUAGGUGCUCAAGGCGCUCCUAUAUUACCCGGCUAAGCUAUAGGCUAAGCUAUAAGCUAUAGGCGUUCACAGCGCACACAGCUUCUUGAGGAAUUACUUCCAACCGGUACCCAUUUACCUCACCUGGGUUGAGUGCAGCACAUUGUGGAUCAGUUUCUUGCUGAAGGAAAUUACGCCAUGGCUGGGAUAUGUAUUUCUUUGUUUUUAGAAUUUCUUAUGCAUUUCUUUGUUUUUUUUUCAAUGGAAAUUAUUACAGACCCUUUAACAACUAAAUUACACCCUAAAUUAAUCAAGCAGACUAACUAGAACGAAAAAUAAUCACCCUUUUAUGAAUUUCAUCUCCCAUUAAUCGAUGGCGGCGGAAGCCAAAAAAAUUAGGGGGGACCAGCAACAAAAUUUUGACAAGCAAAAAAAAAAAAAGGUUAUCAACCUAAAUUUUAGGGGGGGUCGUCCCCCCCCCCCCACCUCAAAUUUAGCGGGGACAGGUCCCCCCGUUUCCGCCGCCUAUGCCAUUAAUACACUAAGUAUAAUUUUUUUGUGUGGACAUUCUGAGUAUGUUUUUUUCUCUUUCAGAAAUGUUUUAUUAUCUCAGAGAAGUUAAUCGAUCAAGUUGGUCAGUUUGGGGGUAUAAUAGACACUUGAACCAAGCUACAAAAUGAGGUUAUUAAUAUGCCAUGGUGAAGUCCCUUUUUUGUGCUGUAAGCUUAUAAACGUCAAAUGGGCCUCCGGGGUUAGUUGGAACAAAAUUGAGGGGGCUAGUUAAAACAUGUUCCAACUUACCCCAAACAUAAUUAUGAAUAAAAACAUUGGAUAUGAGAAAAAAAUAUAUUAAGUAUUUCACACUCUUCUGAACAUGUAUUGUAUACCAUGCUUGUUUUGUUUAUCAUUUGCAAUGCCUGUGUGCGCGGUUUCGAAAUUACUCAACAUUUUGUUCGUGCAUGUAGGACCCAAAAUUGCUCAAAAACGUGAUUCCAUGUACAAGGUCAAUGCAAAUUGUGUUUUUCAACCAAAAGUCAUAAAUGUAUGAUUAUUUUUUACUUUUGUUUGAUCAAAUAGAUUUAUUUCAUGCUAUUUAUGAUCGCAAAAGAGUCCCGACAAAGUUCAUCGAAAAAACAAAGGUUAAAAAAAACAAAGAAAUACAAAUAAAAAAACAAAAAAUGCAUAAGAAAUUACAUUUUUGGCAAUUUUUGGUGGAUAUUUGUUAUAAAUGUGAAAAUUGAUACUCUCACCAAAAAUUAGCAUUCUACUAGCUUAAUAAAUAUGGUUAAAGGCAAAAAAAAAAUUUAGGGCAAAUUUCAUAUGCUUAUUUGCAUAAUUGAUUAAUGAAAAAAAUAUAAAUAAUUAAUUUUUGUCUUGUAAAUUUGAUGCAGAAGUACAUGAAAUUGCUGAUAGUACACUUAAUUGCAUGUAAAAUCGAACGCACCCAAAUACGCGGAAUUCUACUACACAGUGUGCUUGCGUGAGUGGCUGUAUAAUAGAAAACAUAAAGUUCAACAAAUCCACACUUUAAAUAUUUUGAACUUGAAAAAAUAAAGCAAAUAGGCUAAAACCAUGUAAUAUUACAGUUUUAAGUAGUUUUAGUAUAAUUCUUAAUUGACCAUGCAGUGUUCCAACGUACCCCAUACCAUGUUCCAACUUACCCCGUAUUGGGGUAAGUUGGAACGUUUGCGAUGGUCUUGUUCAAGGUGGAUUUUUUUCAGUAACCAUAAUAGAGUUGAAAAUUUUAUGGGGUACAUUAUUUUGAAGCCCUUAGAUAUAUGCUUCAAGCUGAUAUAUUGAUUGUUUCUCGAAUAAAAUCUAUUUGGAUUUUACAGCCAUUUUGUCAAAAAUGUGCCAAUUAACCCCGGUCUCCCCUAUGUCGCGAAUUUUGUCUCAAAAGUUGCGCGAGACCUCAAAAAAAAAGUCAUAAAAUUUUGCGGUGCUAUCUUUUUUUGCGUUUUGGAAAUAUUGCACGAAACGUUGAGGGGGAGCAUCAUGCCCCCAGUCAUUUAAGGGUUAAACAGGCUUAAACAUCACCAUCUCAAAGACGUGCACCAUGGCUAGAACCUCGGACCUCUGCAUCAGUUAAUUUAUACUUCCUCCAUGUAUUACAGGCGCACGCCACAAUGCAGCACCCAGAAGAUAUUGUAGGCACUAUUAUUUCAUAAACUAUAUAAAAUAUGUUGUGAUCAUAAACUAA